Molecule: messenger RNA, 1116 nt
Organism: Suhomyces tanzawaensis NRRL Y-17324
Lineage: Eukaryota; Fungi; Ascomycota; Pichiomycetes; Serinales; Debaryomycetaceae
Gene: ARO3
Product: 3-deoxy-7-phosphoheptulonate synthase
Exons: 2
Coding region: 1-1116 (371 amino acids)
Biological process (GO): aromatic amino acid biosynthetic process
Cellular component (GO): cytoplasm
Molecular function (GO): 3-deoxy-7-phosphoheptulonate synthase activity
Source: RefSeq, a predicted model, not a curated record
AUGUUCAUCACAAACGAACACGUUGGCGACAGAAGCCGCAUGGAAGACUGGAGAAUUCGUGGUUACGACCCAUUGACCCCACCUGAUUUGCUUCAACAUGAAUACCCGUUGACCGCAGAAUCCAAGAAGAUCAUCACAGAGGGAAGAAACCAGACUGUCGACAUUUUGAAUGGCAAGGACGACCGUUUGGUGCUUGUGAUCGGACCUUGUUCCAUCCAUGACCCCAAGGCGGCCUUGGACUACGCCCAAAGAUUGCACAAGGCCAGUGAAAAGUAUAAGGGCGAGUUGCACAUCGUGAUGAGAGCCUACUUGGAAAAGCCUCGUACCACUGUCGGCUGGAAGGGGUUGAUCAACGACCCUGAAAUUGACGGUUCUUUCCAGAUCAACAAGGGUUUGAGAAUCGCCAGAAGCUUAUUCGUGGAGUUGACCUCCAUGUUGCCUAUUGCUGGUGAGAUGUUGGACACCAUCUCUCCCCAGUUCUUGUCCGACUUGUUCUCUGUCGGUGCCAUCGGUGCCAGAACUACUGAGUCCCAAUUGCAUCGUGAAUUGGCUUCCGGUUUGUCUUUCCCAGUUGGUUUCAAGAACGGUACUGACGGUACCUUGGGAGUCGCUGUGGACGCCAUGAGAUCCGCUUCUCACCCACAUCAUUUCCUCAGUGUCACCAAGCCUGGUGUUGUUGCUAUUGUUGGUACUGAUGGUAACAAGGACUGUUUCGUGAUUUUGAGAGGAGGAAAGCAGGGCACCAACUUCGACGAGAAGUCUAUAAAAGAAACCAAGGCACAAUUGCAAAAAGCUGGUGUUAUUGACGAGACCGCCAGCACCCCAAGAAUCAUGGUUGACUGUUCUCACGGUAACUCCAACAAGGACCACAGAAACCAACCAAAGGUUGCAGCCGAGAUCGCCAGACAAAUCAGAAAUGGUGAAACUGGUAUUUGCGGUUUGAUGAUCGAAUCAAACAUCAACGAGGGCAGACAAGACGUGCCAGCCCCAGAAGAUGGAGGCAAGGACGCUUUGAAGUACGGUUGUUCCAUCACCGAUGCAUGUAUAGGAUGGGAGUCCACCGAGGAAGUUUUGGAAGAGUUGGCUUCCGCCGUCAAAGCCAGAAGAGCCUUGUAA